This is a messenger RNA of Exophiala viscosa, 1568 nucleotides long. RefSeq names its product putative proline racemase. NCBI's taxonomy places the organism in Eukaryota, Fungi, Ascomycota, Eurotiomycetes, Chaetothyriales, Herpotrichiellaceae. The record is from RefSeq and is a predicted model, not a curated record. Gene Ontology annotation, molecular function: hydro-lyase activity. The transcript has a single exon. The coding region runs from base 161 to 1378 and encodes 405 amino acids.
CCCCUUAAGCUUGGCGGUCAUAUUCACUGCUUAUAGGCUGCUUGGGCACAGGCGGUCACCUCCGAGAGAGCCUUGCUCUUUAUCAGAGAUAAUUCUUGACCAUGGCUCAUUCAUUUUCCUCUUUGCUUUCCGGCGUGACGAUAUUUAGUGCGAGGCAAAGAUGGAUGGCCUCAAGGAGAUUAUUGGAGAUGUCGCCUUGCGCGAGCCCAUUAAGUGUGUCGAUAUGCACACGACGGGUGAGCCUACGAGGAUCAUUUACUCAGGGUAUCCCAACCUCACUGGGACACUGCUCGAGCAGCGCGCUCAAGCUUUGACUGAGUACGAUCACAUCCGCAAAAGGCUGAUGUUCGAGCCUCGAGGACAUUGGGACAUGUAUGGCGCCAUCUUGCGGCCAGAUACUGAAUUGGUAGCCAGUGGAAAGGCCGAUAUGGGGGUGUUGUUCACCCACAACGAAGGUUAUUCGACCAUGUGCGGACACGCCACCAUCGCACUUGGAAGAUUCCUCGUCGAUGCUGACGAGUCUAUAUUCCCUAGAGGAAAGAAACUAAGAUACGACAAAGAUAUAUCGUCUUUCCAUCUGAGCCUUCAUGUGCCUAGUGGCCCACUUGAGGUCACCGUCCCGGCACUACCCAACGGCAAGUCAGAUCCUUCUCGUCCCGUCUCUUUCCUAUCUGUACCUUCCUUUGCAACUGGAGUCUCUGUCAAGAUACCUCUGUCGCCGGAAUAUCGCUGGCCAGAGUUGGGAGACCGCACAUUUAUCACUGCCGAUUUCAGUUAUGGAGGGGCGUUUUAUUGCAUUGUCGACGCGGAAGAGCUAGGUUUUUCUGGAAGGCUGGCGGAUGUUGAACUAGGGAAGAUGGAUCAUGCUUCCAAACAGCUCAAGGCGGCAGUCAACGCAAACCCCGACCUCUCUUUUCGUACAAAACAUCCGAUUACCAAGGAAAUGAGCUACUUGUACUCGAUCAUGAUCGUUGAUACCAGCCUUAGGGCCGGACAUGGCUCAGAAGAGAACGAUACAAGCGGACCCGAUCAUGCUGGAGAGGAGACUGGCCUUUGCUUCUUUGCCAACCAACAAAUUGAUCGUUCCCCAACUGGUGGUGCCGUUGCUGCGAGGGUUGCCCUCGCUUACAACCAGGGGAAGCUCUCAGUCGGCCAACGCCGGACUUACCAUUCCUUGCUGUCUCAAAGGACCGGAAUGGGCGGUUUCACUGGCUCGGUGAUUGAAGCUCUGCCUUCCAGCUCGGAACAACCACAUGUAAGAGUUCGUGUGGAAGGAUCUGCUCAUUACACUGGAAUGUUUACUGCUGUGGUUGAAGAGAAGGAUGGCCUCGGCAGGACUGGCUUUGCUUUACACCAAUUGGAAGGCUGCCAAAGAUGAGGCUACGCACAGCAGAGAAGACUCAUAGAGGUGCUAGUAAAGACAUAGACGCAUAGCAAAAGUAUUUCUCACCUAGGGCGGCCGUCGUCACUAUUGGAACAGGUAUAGCGUAAGACGCGUCCGACGCGUUUGCGGAGAGUUUCAGGUUUAACUUCACCGCCUCUUUAUCUUUUGAUUAUGCUCGACCCUU